ACUAAGCCAUUCUCUUUCUGACUGCGAUAGUCAGCAUUCCUAGCGAAACUAGGGAAAUGUUUUAUUAAUGUUGUCCCUUUUAUUUCUGUGCUCAGUUAGAGAUUUACUCCCACCUUGUGUGUUUUUGUAUUUAUGCGGAGUUUACAACACCUUGCCUGAUUUUCCACAAUGCAUCUCACGACAGAAGAAACAAUAGAGCUUGGACUCAAUGACCAGGGGACAGACAAUCCUGCAUUUGGGGACAAAGACGACGAACAGCCACAGCUGACAGCUGAUCCUGGGGAGUCUCACACAGAGGAAACCCUAGAAGAGACAACAGGAAAAAAAAUAGAUUUAGUUUACUCCCUUAAUGACAGGCCACCAUGGUACCUCUGCAUUUUGCUUGGCUUCCAGCAUUACAUUCUUGCUUUCGGUGGCAUCAUUGCAGUUCCACUGAUCUUGGCUGAACCGCUCUGUAUAAAGGACAACAACAUUGCUAAAAGUCAGCUGAUCUCCACCAUAUUCUUUGUGUCAGGAUUGUGUACGCUGCUGCAGACGACUGUUGGAAACAGGUUACCAAUCCUCCAGGGUGGCACAUUCAGUUUCAUCACACCAACCCUGGCAAUUCUUGCAUUACCCAAGUGGCAGUGUCCUGUGCCAAAUGCACCUGUGAAACCAUUGGUGCAGUUUCAUAAUGGCACCAGUCCGCUACAAAUGGAAAAUUCAGAUGAGGUCUGGAUGACAAGAAUGCGUGAGAUCCAGGGAGCCAUUCUGGUAUCCUCUCUCCUUCAGCUCACACUAGGCUUAUCUGGGCUGGUGGGCCUUGUGCUAAGAUAUAUUGGUCCUCUGGCUAUCGCUCCCACCAUCAAUCUCAUUGGUCUGUCACUGUUUACUGAGGCUGGAAAGAAGUCUGGAGGCCACUGGGGAAUAGCUGCUCUCACAGUGGGUCUGAUUCUACUGUUCUCCCAAUAUCUCAGCAACGUUGAUGUUCCAAUGGUUUCUUACAAGAAUAAAAAAUGGAUGGUGUUCCAGUAUCCACUCUUCAAGCUGUUCUCUGUUUUGUUUGGCAUGUGUGGUGGCUGGCUUAUCUGUUUCUUGCUGACCAUUUUUGAUGUCCUGCCUUCAAAGUCUGAUAAGUAUGGCUUCUCAGCCAGAACCGACAUAAACCUGGAUGCUGUUACAAACUCUCCAUGGUUCCAUGUGCCUUAUCCUGGCCAAUGGGGUGUGCCCACAGUGAGUUUGUCAUCAGUGCUGGGUAUGAUGGCCGGGGUCUUGGCAUCGACCAUGGAAUCUAUUGGUGACUACUAUGCUUGUGCUCGCUUGUCUGGUGCCCCUCCACCACCCAUACACGCUGUCAACCGAGGCAUCGCCGUAGAAGGUAUUGGCUGCAUACUUGCUGCUCUGUGGGGAACUGGAAAUGGCACCACUUCCUACAGCCAAAACAUUGCUGCACUGGGCAUUACAAAGGUUGGUAGCAGGCUGGUCCUCCAGACAACUGGAAUUCUGAUGAUCAUCCUCGGAAUCUUUGGAAAGUUUGGAGCAAUUUUUAUCACUAUCCCAGAUCCAGUCAUUGGGGGCAUGUUCCUUAUUAUGUUUGGAAUGAUUGCAGCAGUUGGGAUAUCCAACCUCCAGUAUGUGGAUCUUAACUCUUCACGUAACCUCGUCAUCCUGGGCUUUUCAACCUUCAGCGGUCUGGUUCUACCCACCUGGUUUCAAUCCAAUCCUGGCAUCAUUGACACUGGAAUAAAAGAGCUGGACCAAUUGAUUGUAGUGCUUUUUACCACACAUAUGUUCAUCGGUGGAUUUUUUGGAUUCAUACUGGAUAACACCAUUCCAGGUACUGACAAAGAGAGAGGUAUCAAGAGCUGGCAGGACAAGGUGCAAGAUGGAAGCAAAAACAUGCAUGACCAGUCAUGCUAUGAUAUACCUUUCUGCAACAAGGUUUUGAAAAGGUUUAGAUGUUUCCAGUGCCUCCCCUUCCUCCCUUCUUACAACACCACCCAGUAGGAGGCAACCAUGUAAUGAUGUGGUAGCUCAGUGUGCAACAUUAAUGUUGGCCUGUUAGCCCCAUUAGAACAAAGAAGUCUUAAUUGGAUGGAAUAUUCUCAAUGACAAAAUAAGUGUACAUGACACUUACCUUAUUUCUUCAGUGCUAUUACGGUUCAUUUUAAACUUCACUGCUGACAGUGUUUUCACAGUGUCACCUUUCUGCUGAAGUUUCAGUUUCCCAUUUUUGUUGAUCUGGUUAAUUAUUUCUAAAGAGUUGAAUCUUUGAAACAAAUAGAAGUGUUUCACAUUACAGA
Molecule: messenger RNA, 2282 nt
Organism: Maylandia zebra (zebra mbuna)
Lineage: Eukaryota; Metazoa; Chordata; Actinopteri; Cichliformes; Cichlidae
Product: solute carrier family 23 member 2
Biological process (GO): transmembrane transport
Cellular component (GO): membrane
Molecular function (GO): transmembrane transporter activity
Source: RefSeq, a predicted model, not a curated record